Messenger RNA from Chanos chanos (milkfish), 786 nucleotides. It is a transcript of the gene rnf208, whose product is annotated as ring finger protein 208. The record is from RefSeq and is a predicted model, not a curated record. Gene Ontology annotation, biological process: protein ubiquitination. Gene Ontology annotation, molecular function: ubiquitin protein ligase activity. Bases 1 to 786 code for a protein of 261 amino acids. The transcript has a single exon. NCBI's taxonomy places the organism in Eukaryota, Metazoa, Chordata, Actinopteri, Gonorynchiformes, Chanidae.
AUGUCCUGCUUGCGAAGGCAGCCGGUCACCAUUCCCAUGGACACGGUGAAGAUCAUCCAGUCGGAGAAGUUUCCGAGGGACUGCCCAGUCCCCGUGACUCAGCCGCGCUUCGCCCCCCCGCCGCGCAUGGCGUGGGACGGGGGGGGCGAAGGGGAGGUCAUCGUCAACCAGGCCUGCAACGACCUCUCCCUGGAGGUCACGGGCAACGGCGUGGCCCCCCCCAGGCCGCUGGUGUCCCCCCCGGCCCCGAUUCUGCGGCGGGAGCAGAGCUACCUGUCGCAGCGUAAACCCAGCGCCGCCGACAUCUGCUACCACCAGUUCCACUACAAGAUGGAAGACGUCAUCGUCAACCAGUACGUGCUGAGGUCUUCGUCCACCUCCUCCUCUUCCUCGUCCACGUCCUCGGGCCCGGUGAUGCCGUGCGAGCCGCUGGACUGCCCCACCUGCGGCCACACCUACAACUUCGCGAGCAAGCGUCCGCGCAUCCUCUCCUGCCUGCACUCGGUCUGCGAGGAGUGCCUGCAGAUCCUGUACGAGUCCUGUCCCAAGUACAAGUUCAUCUCCUGCCCCACGUGUCGCCGCGAGACCGUGCUCUUCACCGACUACGGCCUGGCCGCGCUCGCCAUCAACACCAGCAUCCUCAGCCGGCUGCCCUCCGACCCCACCGGCGCCGUGCAGUGGGGGGGGGACGCCGACCGCAGCUGCUACCAGACGGUGAGGCAGUACUGCCAGUCGGCGUGCACCUGCCACAUCAUGAACCCCCUGUCCUCCUGCGGAAUCAUGUGA